Notothenia coriiceps (black rockcod) is the source of this 984-nucleotide messenger RNA. RefSeq names its product ataxin-2. Gene Ontology annotation, biological process: cytoplasmic stress granule assembly. Gene Ontology annotation, cellular component: cytoplasmic stress granule. NCBI's taxonomy places the organism in Eukaryota, Metazoa, Chordata, Actinopteri, Perciformes, Nototheniidae. Gene Ontology annotation, molecular function: mRNA binding. The annotation marks the transcript as partial. The transcript is spliced from 4 exons. The record is from RefSeq and is a predicted model, not a curated record.
ACAGCCGUCGAGAAUUCCGGGACUUCCUGAAAAUAGUGCCAUGUUUUAUGUGGAUUUUUGGCAAAACAAACGAGGAUAUAUUUGUUUUGUGUGGUGGUUUAGAUUGAAUGUGACUACCUUUGUCUUUUCUUUUUAGCAGAUCGAUUGUCGUCAAAGAAACAGUGUAGGAAUAUGUGAUUGUAUGUUUCAGCCGUUACGCAUAUCAUAUAUCCCUCCGCUGUUUUUUGUCCCCUUUCAGACUGUUUUGGUCUUUUCGCUGUUAGCAACGGCAAGAACCUGAGAUAGCUGGAAACCCGAUUUGAGAUUAACGUAUUUUUCUGUUCGGAUUACACAACGAAUUGACAAGAGGUCUAACACUCGUUUUUAUUUUGCGAGAGUGAUUGUCACUUGUUGUCUUUUUAAAAUAUAUUUUUUUCCCGUUUUUAACAGUAAUUGUACAGAUUGCUAAUAUAGAUAGCAACUGUUAGCCAGCUAGUGUCUUAGCAUAGCAUCUUCCUCAAGAGGCACGUUGAUAUUACCCUGGUACCAGCUAGACACAUUUUAGGAUUGCUAACGUUAGCGAGCCGUCACACAUCACACAUCGCCCUAUCGUCAAGGAAUUGCGGUGUUAAUUGGUCGUUUUCAGACGCUGUCUUUUAUGGGAUCACCAUGUCAAUGAAGGCCGGUGGAAAUCGCAGCAAGCCCGGCGGUGGCAACACGGCUGGAGCCGCCGCCGCCGGUGCCGGAGGAAGCGGAGGGGGAAGACAGAAUCUGGGCAGGGGAAGACACAGUGGUAAAGGCCCUGCAGCGGUCAUUUUCAAUGGUGUAUAUGCAAACAUGAGGAUGGUCCAUGUCUUGACUUCAGUGGUGGGCACCAAGUGUGAGCUGAAAGUCAAAAAUGGAGCAGUUUACGAAGGAGUAUUUAAAACAUACGGUCCAGAGGUAAGGAUCAAACACUGCGUCCUUUCUAGGUGCUUAAAUGGAGCUAGAUCUGUCAUUUCCUUU